This is a messenger RNA of Medioppia subpectinata, 1365 nucleotides long. The record is from the annotation of a GenBank genome assembly. NCBI's taxonomy places the organism in Eukaryota, Metazoa, Arthropoda, Arachnida, Sarcoptiformes, Oppiidae.
AUGCAAUCUCAACACCACUCGUGUCCGUACUGUCAGAGAGGGUUCACAUAUUUGGCUAAUUAUAGGAAACACAUCAAAAGUAUUUGUCCGAUUCGGCAACAAAUUGACGACAAGAAGCAACAGGUGAUCGACAACUCGGCCACAGACGGCGCCGACGGCUCGCCCGCCACCGCAUCCAAACACCUCAACACAGAUCUGCCGCCGACUCUCGUCUUCACCCCCUCUUCCCUAUCAGUGAGGAGUCAAAUCGAAGACACAGUUCUCACACUAUUGAGAGAUCAGACAAAACAGGAUCAGAUCCUCCAGUCGUCCGAACAACUCGUAAAGUCUAAACAAAGCCACAGAACUGAUGGCCAGUCGUCUGGAGGCCAACACUCGGAUUCAGACGCGACGGAUGAGUCGCGAGAGGACACGACGAGAGGCGACGAAAGCAAAGACAGUGUAAAGAAAGAGUGGACACAAUCGUCGGCCACAACAACCCCGACGAAGGGCUCGUCGUUUCGGUUUCGCACGUUUUCGUGCAGUAUUUGUCACAAAAUCUUCUUAUCGUACGUAACAAUGCUUAAGCACCGGCUCUCUCACAAACUGUCCGACGGUUCGGCCGCCGCUGCGAUCGCCGCCGCCGACGACGACAGCGCACUCUCGACGACCACUCACUUGUCGGCCGACGACGAGUUGGUUGAGUCGAAUCGCGACAAAGAGGCGGCCAAUCAGGCCUUAGCCGCCAGUAUUCUCAAGCGAUCUAAAGAUGUGAUUAUCAGCAAAAUGCGCGUUCACUCGACGGCAGCCGUCGGCCGCAGUAGUGCUGCGAAAGUGACGACCACUGCGGGUCAUAAGAAGGUGCAGACAGUGAUCAAUACGACGGAUCUGUUGGAGAAGUUGGCGCGCGGGGGCAUCACUACAGAUGCCAUACACCAGUUGUCGGCCGCGACUGUCCCUAAGACCGGCCGGUCGUGCGCUGCGAAAGGCAAAGAAGUGAUUACUAUUGAGACCAAUAAUAACGAUUCGCAGACUUUUAAUCUGCAAUUAAGUGCCUCUACUUCUGGAGCCAAUCAAAUGACGACAAGUGACGGCUCGUUGGAUGAGAUGGUGAUCGACGGCAAACACUUGACUGAUGUGCUGAAGGAGGGGGUGAUUGUGGCCCAAGACUUGCAGCACUUGAUGACCGUCAGCGACGGUGUAGUGACGGGCGAGUCGUCGGCGGGAGUGGUCUGUGACGAGGGAUCGGCUAAAUGUGCGGAAGUGUUACUCAAUUUGGAUGACAUGGAGAGCGGGAAUGAGGUGUGGAUUACAAUCACUGGAGACUCGAGUGUCUUAAUACAAGUGCCCACAACUCAUACCAAUCAUAAUUCUAGCCCUAAAUAG